CCCAGCUCAGCUUUCUUAGGUGGAGAGGGCCAUGUGUGCAAACGGCCGGAGCGUGCGGUGGGCAUGCGUGUAGAACGGAAGCCGGGUAGGAUCUGGACUUGCGGCAAGGAGGUAACUCAAGCGUGAGCUUGUUCACAUGAAAUGGAUAUAUAGCGCCUGUUUGUGUGGAAGCACAACAUUUCGCUGGCCCUGUCCCGUCCAGCGCUUAACGAUGUGUGUACUUGAAUGCGACUCUGAUGCGACCUUUCCGCUUCCGGCGUCCAACGUUGUGACGUCGAGGUACCCACGCCUUGCACGUUGGCUCCUCGCGUGAAAUUCGACAACGAUCCGGCUUCAAUUCUUCCACUCUCGUGGCCGUUGAACUCGGGAUCCCCUCCGUGUACUGUGUCUUGACACGAUAUACCCUCUACACAUCAUAGUUCUCCUGUCAAUUGGGCCCGCGGACAUCGUACAGCUUGGAGCGGUCACCAGAUCGCGGGGACCGGGCCUUCCGCAGCCAUGCCCUACGCAAGAAUAAUUGCUCCGGCUCGCUCGUCAUCUCGAGCUCUCGGCCAAGCCUUUCGACCCUCUCUACGGCUGCACAGCUUUUCGUCUCGACCUGCGAAUUCCCAGAUACGCCUGCUAGGCAGCGUGAAGCAGCCGAACGGGCGUGCUUUCCGACGCCCACGACCCCAGUUCUUCACUCACUCCACCCAGUCCGUCCGACAGUUGCACGCUAAGCAAUUACCCAAGUACGAGUCUCCGCUUCUGCUCUUCUGCUACCGUACCGCCGCGUGGCUUGGUAUUAGCAUCUCCGUUGUCACUGGCGCUAUCGUGCUGUUCUUCAUCUACGAUGCGACGACGUACAAGAUCGAUCCCGAAGUGGACGAGCUAGAGAUAUCCCAGAUAGCUCUCAGCCCCAGAAGAGGUGGGCCAAAAAAUCUGCCUAUAGCAGAGCAUCUGAUCGAUGAUGACGAGACGCCGGAAAAGAAAGCUCAAAAACAUAAGCCCAAGCUUGUCAUACUCGGCACCGGUUGGGGCAGCGUUGCCUUGCUAAAGACGCUGCACCCAGAUGAGUAUCACGUCACCGUCGUCUCCCCCUCCAACCACUUUCUCUUCACCCCGAUGCUUCCGUCUGCUACAGUUGGUACAUUAGAGCUGCGUUCGCUUGCCGAACCCGUGAGGAAGAUCGUGGCAAGAGUGAAGGGUCAUUUCCUCAAGGCGACUGCUGAAGACGUUGAAUUUUCAGAGAAACUGAUCGAGUGUUCGUCCAUUGGUCCAGAUGGCAAGGAGAGGAGGUUCUACUUGCCUUACGACAAGCUCGUUCUGGGCGUCGGCUCCGUCACGAACCCGCACGGUGUCAAGGGGCUUGAAAAUUGCCAUUUUCUUAAGGAUAUUUCGGACGCUCGUCUCAUUAGGAAUUCCGUCGUGCGGAACCUAGAAACAGCGUCGCUUCCAACAACUACGGACGAGGAACGCAAGCGCCUGCUGUCUUUCGUAAUCAGCGGUGGCGGGCCAACGGGUGUCGAAUUCGCAGCCGAAUUGUACGACAUGCUUAACGAAGACCUUACCAGGUGGUUCCCCAAACUUUUGCGUUCUGAGAUCUCGGUGCACGUUAUUCAAUCUCGCAGCCACAUUUUGAACACGUACGACGAGACGCUGUCGAAGUACGCUGAGCAGCGCUUUGCCCAUGACUCCGUCGAUGUCCUGACCAACUCGCGUGUCAAGGAAGUUUUCCCCGACCGGAUCCAGUUCACUCAGAAAGACGAGAAUGGCAAUGUCAUCGUGAAGGAGCUCCCGAUGGGCUUCUGUCUUUGGUCGACCGGCGUCUCGCAGACAGAAUUCUGUCAGCGUCUAGCCAAGAAACUAGAUGGCCAGAACAACCGCCAUGCGUUGGAGACAGACACGCACCUGCGACUUGUCGGCGCACCUUUGGGAGAUGUCUACGCCAUCGGUGAUUGCGCUACGGUCCAGAACAAUGUUUCGGAGCACAUCAUAACCUUUCUCCGUACGCUGGCUUGGGAACACGGCAAAGAGCCUCAGAACAUGAAGAUAACAUACGGGCAAUGGCGCGAGGUCGCCAAAAAAGUCAAGAAGCGCUUUCCCCAGUCAGGCGACCAUCUUAGGCGCCUUGACAAGCUCUUUGAAGCCUACGACAAGGACAAGUCCGGCACCCUCGAUUUUGGCGAGCUGCAAGAGCUGCUCAGGCAAAUUGACAGCAAGCUGACAAGUCUGCCCGCAACAGCACAGCGGGCGCAUCAGCAGGGUCAGUACCUGGGUCGCAAAUUCAACAAGAUGGCGCACUCGGCACCCGGCUUGCAACUGAACGGCGUGGACUACGGCGACCUUGACGAAGCGGUGUACAAGGCUUUCGAAUACAGACACCUUGGCUCGUUGGCGUACAUUGGCAACGCCGCCAUCUUCGACUUCAACGGAAUGAACUUUGGAGGUGGGCUGAUCGCCGUGUAUCUGUGGCGCAGCAUCUACUUUGCCCAGAGCGUGAGCCUGCGCACGAGAAUUUUGCUCGCCAUGGAUUGGACGAAGAGGGCCUUGUUUGGUAGAGAUCUGAUGAACUUCUAAAUCCGUCGACAUGGUCAUAGAGCCGAUAGAGGCGGUCUGUCUAGAGGGUGCAAUUUUCCUUUUUUUUUUUUAAUUGUGUCAAGAGCGUGAUUUUUCGAGCUUUUGUCAAUGCUUUUUGCCUUUGCAUAGAGAGAUUAUAUAUACUGUACAUAAAAAUCUGCUAGAGAUUUGAAAUCCGGCGACGAAAAGGAGUGUCUCCACGCCGCGUGGUAGGGGCGUUCAUCUGCGAUCCGGUGCUGGGCCUCGUUCAUUGCGUCCCGGUGUCUCGUGAAGGACAAAGCUUUCGACGCGACAUCUUCGUUACGUCCUUGCGCGCUUCUUCACCUUUUCGACCAAGGCGCUGAGCUCGGCUCCGUCGCUUCGGACCCUCUUCUCAUUCCUCUUUGCGUCUCCGCCGACCGCUUCG
This is a messenger RNA of Verruconis gallopava, 2965 nucleotides long. RefSeq lists its product as uncharacterized. The record is from RefSeq and is a predicted model, not a curated record. Gene Ontology annotation, molecular function: calcium ion binding; NADH dehydrogenase activity. NCBI's taxonomy places the organism in Eukaryota, Fungi, Ascomycota, Dothideomycetes, Venturiales, Sympoventuriaceae. The transcript is spliced from 3 exons. The coding region runs from base 499 to 2559 and encodes 686 amino acids.